AUGAUAAUAAUCAAUGUCGCAACGUUUCCUUUUACCAUUGUGUUGAAUCUGUUGGUGAUGAUCGCUGUCAAAACCAGGGUGAGGCUACAAAGUAUGUCAAACAUCCUAUUGGCUUGCCUGGCAUCUACUGAUGUUAUGGUCGGUUUAGUUGUCCAGCCUCUUCGUGUUGCCCUUUUUAUAACACUCCUAAAAGACGAUACCACAAGCGGUGGUUGCUUAGUACAUGUCUUGGCAGCAGUUUUCUCGUUGAUCUUGUACCUCGUUUCAGUUGAGCAUCUAUUACUAAUGACCAUAGAUCGAUACUUCGCCAUUAUGCGUCCCUAUAGUUACGAUCGAACUGUCACCAAAGCUCGCGUGAUAAGUGGUUCUUGUCUUUCAUGGAUCUUGAUUGCGGCUAAACAAAUUUUAUGGCUUCUUAACCGAGACCUUUUUAUAAUUGUCAAUAGCGUUAUCUUACUUUUACUUCUGGUGGGCAUUGUUGUCUGUAAUGUGAUACUGUACUUUGAGGUUCGACGACAUGAAAAGCAAAUAGCAGACCAGCAAGUUUCAUUGGAGGCAAGAGAAAACUUUUUAAAGCAAAAGCGAGCUUUUAAACUGACAGUGAGUGUUGUUGCACUGUUGUUUAUCAGUUAUCUGCCCAUUUUUAUUUUCAGAGCAGUUAAGGAGCCCUUAAAAAACAACAUUUCUUUAGGUACAUUUUGUGCUCUUUAUCUUAUCCCUGGUUCCUUGGCAGCUUUAAACUCUCUUAUGAAUCCCUUCAUUUAUAGUAUUAGAUCAAGGCAAUUUCGUAUAGCAUUUAUUGAACUGAUGAUGAGUAAAAGCUACAGCGAAGCUAACGAAUUCGAAAAGAAAUUUUUUGGUUCAAAUGCUGUGGCUAAUGGAGCAUCCCAAAGCAGUGCAACUAGACGUACGACAGAAAAGCAGGAGGGGACAGGAGCGGAACAUUAUGUCAACCAAAACGAUAUGAACAUAAUAGAUGGUGAAGCAAACCAGGGAGACAACAGAGAGGAGUUACACUUUGUCAACUGAGGCGAUACUAUAGCAAAACAGAUGUUAGAAAAUUCAGGCCUAAGCUGGUUAAAAGUUGGAUAGUGCUAUCCAGCGGAUAAAUCACUACUCAGUGGUUAAGUAUUAGGAAAACCAAAUUGUCUUUUCCACUGGAUAGCGGUGUAUCUAGUGGAUAGCACUCUUACCUUUUUGUGUAACUGGGGCCAGGGAGGGGAGAGAUAGGAACGUGAUUUUAACUACAUCAGUUCUAUCCUCGACAUAAAAACAUUAGACAUGGAGAAAAAUCAAAUCGUGUAAUUAUCAAGGAGAACAAUAGCAAAAUAACAUGAGAAUGAUGGUGUAAACCCGGCCAGCCGAGAGGUCAUCAUAGAUGUUGAAACAAACCAAGGAGAGGAGAAACUAUAGAGAAACUUAGCUUAGAUGAACAAAAGAGGAGUAGAACAACCACACAAUCCGAUGAAAGCCCAUUCAGUCGAUUGGGACAAACUAGACUUUGUAAUACAAAGGAGUGUAGUUAGUGCAAAGAGAUCAACGUGUUGCGGAGUCCGCGGACACUUUAAUAGCCUAUGACAUGACCUCUACUUAGCCUUACCGUCAAAUGUAUAUAGCUGAGGGAAAAUCUUUCUGCUAAAAGGGGAAACCUAAACUAAAGCACACAUAAAAUAUACAGAAAACUAAAGGGCGCUAACUAUUUGUCAGAACUGCCCCGUUAGACCAGUCCAGUCGUCAGAAGAAUAUCCAUUAUUAAUCAGAACUAUCACGCCAGGUCACUAAAUUCCUAAAUGGUAUGCAAAGCAGUGAAGAAUUUUAACCAGAGGAUUCAAAGCAAUUCAAAUUUCGAUUUCCACACUUCUCACGGCGCGGGCUGUCACCCACCCCACCCUAAGAAGAUUUUAUUAAUAAAAUACUUUCCAUAGUCCUUGAACCUUCUUUAGUACACUGGACAAAACUGUUCUGGAUUGACGUUUUAUUAUACAAAAAUAAAACCAGCCAAGUAACCUCAAUUAUUUAUGCUUUUUUUGCUUUCGAACUUUAUCAAAUUUCACACAUGGAAAAAAUAUUCUCAUGUUGAUCACGCAAGGAGGACUUGCGUUACGGCGUAUCCAAACAUGGUAACGAAAUCACAAAGGUUUGCAAAAUCAACGUGAUUUCUUGGAAAAGAGAAUCACAAAACGAAGUGUUGUUAUGUUAAAAAUAUCGUGACGUGUUUGUGGAUGUUUUGAAAAGAAUUCGACUGAAAACGAAGUGUUGUCAAAGGAUAACAGUGCUGCAUGUCAAUAACUCGCUCCGAGUUGUCUUCGCUGCACGACAACACUUCGUUUUUAGUGAAAGUAUUUGAUUUGUUUUUCAUAGAAAUCACGUGAUUUUGCGUACCUUUGUGAUUUCGUUAAGUUUGGAUACACCGUAACGCAAGUCCUCCUUUCGUGAUCAACAUGAAAAUGUUUUUCCAUUUGUGGAUUUUAAUAACGUUUAAAGUACAAAAAUAUCAUUAAGGUUCCGUGGCUUAUUUUAUUUUUGUAUAGUAAUUCGUCAAUGGUGAACUGGUCUUGUUUUUGCAUACAAAGAUUUGAGCAUGUUUUCUUUGGGAAGAUUUGUUGCAUGAUCAUCAUUAUCAUCAUCAUCAUCAUCAUCAUUAUCAUUAUCGUCAUCAUUAUUAUUAUUAUUAUUAUUAUUAUUACAAGGGAUACCGGUGAAAGAAAAUUAUAAUUAUUUUACACUAUAUAGGGUCAUAUAAAGCUUGACGUUUAAACCUUAAAAUAACUUAAUUAAAAAGGGUUAGCUUUUUCGUCCUUCCUCGUCGAUAUUUACAUGUAUACAGCGAAGUAACGGUUCGAGGUUGUCCGCUAUAGUGAAAAGUGAUUCCCUCCCCCCCCCCCCCUCCCUAUCUGAAGGUCUUGAUCCGCCAAUGAGUACAAUGUAAUAGUCUGGGACAACAGGCUUCCUGGUCAUCACUGUGCUAUCUUUGUAGUACCAGGGUAUCCAUAUGCCUUGAGGAUGAAAAUUGACUGCUCUUAUUUAUAUACAAAUCAUAUCAACACACAGUUGAUAAUGAAGGGUCCUCAUUAGCGCGGGUUGACUGUCUAUGAGAAUCUGUUGAUUGGGCAAGAAACAAGCGUCCGUUGUCCUCAUGAACGGGUGUCCGUAUUAAACGGGUUGGAUUUAGAGAGUGUAACGGCCUUCCCCAGGCACAAAAGAAAACUGUCCGUGAUAAGCGGCUGUCCGUAAAGCGGGGUUCGACUGUAUUGAAUGAGGCUGAGUAUGGUGUGAAGAGUUGAGCAGAUCGAGGAGACUGUUAUCCACCGAGGAGAAGACCAAGGUGGGUAACAGCCUCCAAGAUCACUGCAUAACUCUUCACAUUACACGAAAGCCGAAUUCAAUAAUUGUUUUAUUACUCGUUCAAAAUAUUUCAAAGUUCUUAACAGGCUUACCUCCUCGUAGACUUUUUUCGAAACUUAAGCCUAUUUCUCGGCACGGACUCAGGAUAUAAAUAGAUCGUUUUUUUUCCUGCAGAUACUCCUCAAAAAAUAGAUAACAUCCAUCGAUAUGUCUUGCGUAUUAUUGCAUCUCUUCCGUUCAAUUUUAGUCAGAAAUUCAGCUAUACCUCUUCGGAUGACCGUGAUCGCUAUUUUUUUUAGUUCACUCGUCAGUGAAUAAACUGCUAGGCGGGCGCACCUGGAAAGGGUGUUGAUCGAUGGUCUACCGCCCAUGUACCCUCGUUUGCAGGCAAAUAUACCAUCGAUCAACCUCGUUUCUUAGCCAAUACACCAUUGACUCGAUGGUAAAUUACCUGCAUCUUCCAAAUUUGGUCAACGCCGAUUGGUUAUGAAGAAUUACCAGGGGGGCUUUGAACCAAUCAAAAACGACGAAGUAUUUUAUUUGGAUGAAUAAUAAUAACGGAGGGUUCAAAAGUCUUAAGCGAUUCUGGCCUUACUUGAUGGCUUUUUAAUUAUAUUGCAUUUUAUAUUUGUUUAUUUGUUUGUUUGUUUUUUUCUGGAUUAAUUAAGUCGAGCGUUGUUUAUGCCGUUUUACGCACGUUGGUAAGAUUUGAGACAAUGAUCUAACCUAGUACAAAACUGAACAAGUCUUUAGACAUUUUCUGACCGCGACUAGAAAGAAAACGUGUUAAAGAAUAUUUAGUCAUAUUCUUGCCUCGAGUUCAUAUUGAAAAAUAGCAAACACGGCGAUUUUAUUUUAACAGGGACACGUCACUCUCUAUACAUGUCUUCGUGAAUCAAAAAUUCUGUCCAUUUAAAUUUUUCAUUGAAUUAUAUUUCUUGUCUUCAUUGUUUGACAAGGUCUCUUUCUUAUCGCUUUGCCGGUUGUUUUCAGUCGUACAUGAACGUAGCAUGCAGGAGUACUCAAAAUGCCGCGCGUUUCAAGUGGUUCUAAUGAUUAUGGUGUUUUAGAAGUAAAAUGCAAACGAGAAUGACUCCAAAACCUCUUCCUACUAGGACAAAUAAGUACUUAUUUUAUUUUGAAGCACAACUCUAUUACCGCGUACAAACUGUUCAUUAGCUUUCAUUCAAACACCCGACAGCUCGCUUGCAAGUUUGGCGCUUUGCAAAAUUCAGAAGUGGUUGGCCGGACGAGUGAUUUUGGAAAUUGGAGAAAAUAAGAUUUUUUGAAAGUUUUUGCUAAAGCCUAUUAUUACCCUGCGUACUACAUAAUGGCACAUUGACCUGACUGAACAGUACCGUCCAAAAGUGAAUUCUCUAUAUGAAAAUGUCUUAUGUUGUUGUCAUUUUACAAUUCGUUUUGCAAGGGAAGCGCGGGCUUUGAUCGUCCUGAAUAUUGAAUGAGUGCAAUUUGUUUUGUAAGAAACUGCAAAAUUAUAAGUAAAAUAGAGCAAAAAUGACAUAACCUCCGUCCGAAGUCUGAACUAAAAACAAACAACGCCUGAUAGUUCUGUUUACCUCAGAGGUGAUGUAAAAUUAGGCUGGUUUACGUGCUACCAGAUUUGUAAAGUAAACUCGUAGUAAGUCACACAAGAAAAAUCCGUCCUGAUUUUUCGUUUUAGCCUUUCCUUUAGACAGAGAAAUAAAAUCGUUAAGUAAUAACGUGUAAAUUGGCUGCCACUGAGGACUCUCGCGUCUCAAUUAUAGCAUAAAACUAUAUUUCGGGAUUGUCCGAUUACCCUUAUAAUAUACUUAGGUGGUGUAGGUGGGCAAAUAGGUUAUUUUGCUUGGGAAGAAUUUGUUUUCCACGCCUAAACUAACCCUUGCACUGUUUGCAGAAUUAUGUUUUCUCUAAAAUCAUCAAGUCCCACCCUUUAAAGUCGUAUGGAUCUCUCCAGUUAACUGAUUUGUGGAUAAUUUACAAGUUUUAUUGUUUGAUUUAAUAUAUAUAAAAUUUAUUAAACUGGGGCUCAGCGUUUUAAGCCCUGGCUAAAUCUAUAUGCAAUCCGAAGGAAUUACUUUAAUAAGUGGUCCAUAUGAGUUUGGGACACCUGUAAUAUAAAUGGCCCUAUUAUGAAUCAUUUCCAUACUCACAAACAAUGAAAAUUUAAAUUUAAACUAAGGAUAAAGAUAAGCCACAGCAUACACGGUCACACAUCCAUGUGUGACCAAGCCAUUUUUGCAAUAAAGGCAUGCACUAACAACUGAAAUCUCCCGUAAGCAACCAGCCAAUCAUGGCAUUUUAGUGGUUUAAUAGAAUUCACUAUUCUGAGAAAUUUAGAAUUCUAAAACUAACCAUCCGUAGAAAAAAAUCGAGAAAAUCGGGAAAGCCGAAAUAAAUUUCUCAAAGCAAAUGUAAUUUGUUUGUUUACCAGUACGAUUAUGGGAUUAACACUAAUUUAAAGAGCUCUCAAAAACUUGUUUCAAAGUGUUCGUACGGUACGUUCGAAUUGUAACUUAAAAGUGUUGGUUUUUGAGGAGAGGGAAAAACUGCGUAAUGCCCUGAGAAAAGCAACUGACUCAGUGCAAGAGAGAGAACCAACAGAAAACCUCACGUCCCAGUCAAACGUACGGCAUUUACGCCGAUCUAGAUUUGAACCCUCAAGGCGCGACCUUUGCUUUUCUGAUUAAAUGUACUUGAUUCCAAUUCCAACAGACUACUUUGCGAGAAUAAAAAAGUUUAGUUUACCUCUGUCCAAAGACAAGCAAAUAUAUCACUGUUCUAGCUCCUUACGUUUGGCCUCACGCGUCCUGUUGUAAUUAAUUCUAUUUUAACUGAUAAAGAAAUUUUUAUUGCUACGUUUUGCAGUGAUUACUGUUGAUUUCAAUGAAGUAAAAUAAGUAAUGGUAAUCCAGCUAUUGAUCCAAAAUAAUAGAGUCGGCCCUAUUAUAUUGCUCUGGUAUCGUUCUAUACUUACUAAUUUUUUUCACACACACAUUCAUUUGGACCUGCAGUAUUAACGACCGGUCAAAAAUGCAAUGUUUGUGUAGUCGCCUUUAGGGGAUAGUCGCUUACUCGAGGGCUUUAUAGUCUUCUGACUGGACAUAAAUUUCUUUCAGUACGUUGUCACACGCGACGGUUCGACAGGCUUUAUUAAAAUAGUACUUUCAAGUACAAUUUGCCGCCCAUCAAGUCAGAUCACAUCUUAAUUCUUUUUUAAGUAUGGAUGUAUUAAUGCCCAUCUGUCUUAAAUUUUAAGUUCUCACCAUAAUUAUAUAUAAAGUCCUUACUGUAAGAAAAGUUUUUCUCAUAUAAUAAAUACUCAGUCUUGUACGAUUUUGCUAUCAGCAUUUUCAUCCCGUCAGACAUCAGUGCUAUUUACGAGGGAAAACUAUCAAUACCAUUCUCCAGUUUUACGACUGAACGUCGCAGGAGGUAAGGUUGUACAAAUAAGAAAAAUAUCUACUUAGUACGGAUUCUAUUUAAUACUACAGGAAUUAGUUUCAAAAUUUUAUCUCUAAAAAUGACUGUUUUUGGCCUUGUUUUGUUUUUGAACUUUCGUUUUUUCGAAGCAUAUAAACAAACCGAUAUCCUCAGUUAUUGUCCUGACUGAUUUUGUCGUAAAUUAUUCCUGAAAAACCGCGAGGGGAUGGAUAAGAAAUAUUACUUUUAUCAUUUUAUAUGUCAGUUCGAUCGAUCACUGUUCAAAACUCGUGAUCCCGAAAGCAAACAGAAAACAUUCAUAGUUAAAAAAUUUAUCUCACUGCUAUAUCAAUCGAACUUGCUCAAAGCUUACAGAGGAAUUGUCGUAAGCCUUUGAAAUCCAGUGUCUCCGGAAUCAGAGCGCAAAAAGAUCAUAAAACAGCUACUCCGUUUGAUAAAACAGAAGUAAAAAAUAAAUAGAGUCAGAUAUAAUAUAACCGUUACGGCUCUUACUUCGGUCGAAAUAAUCCUCUGUUGAUAUUUGCUCUUUUUCGGUAUUUUUUCUUCAGAUGAAAGGUCAUGUUCAGACUUUUGUUUUGACCAGAAAUGCUUGAACGGAGGGGAUCGAUCCGGUGUCUGUAACCAGCUCAUUUUGUAAUUUCGGACAUAACAUGCAAGCGGGACUUUGCACACUGCUUCAAAACCCAAAAGGAAUUCUACGCCCCAAUCCAUUGUUCAUGUACAGCAAAGAGAAAAAAGUCCAUCGAUCGAGAUUUAUACAUUUUAAAGCUUUCACUUCAGGUGUUUGAGAGAAGAAAAUCAUUUCCAAAGCAAAUCGACUAUACUGAAUAUUUUAUUCACCGCGCUAUCUUAAACCUUACAAACAAGACCACGCGAUGACUUCUGACAAAAUAUUCGCAGACGUUAAGAUCUUCUCUAAAUAUAGAACUUAUCUCUCUAUUUCUGCCUUCUAGGUGCGUCAUUUUUGCUAAAAUUGAAACUUAAAUCGACGAUUAAGCUGGGUGAUACAUGAUGGCAGUGUCCAGUAUUUAUUUACUAAAAAUUACCGGUAGAUUCGCUAUGAUACAGACCACCUUUUUUAUAUUCCUGUAAACUUUGCUUUUAAUCUACCACAUUAUGUUACUAGCUUUAUGCACGACACAGGUAAAAAAGAGAGUAAAAAAGAGAUUGUAACUGAAAAAGAAAAAAAAAAAAAGGUUAUAAGAAAUUUGCUUCAAGGGGAUUCGAACCCUCAGAAUCAGUAAUAACUAAAAGUUAAGGCCUCUCUACACUGGACCACAUUGGUAAACGCUGAUAUUUCGAGUUUAAAAGAGGUAUAUAUUCCUUCUCUACGGUUAUUGACAGUUUUCAAGGAUGACUUCUUCUUUUUUUUUUUUUGUUAAUUUCCGUUUAGAAUUAAACCUUUAACUGAUCGAAGCUAGACGAAAAGCUCAAAAUAAGCCCAUUAAUACUCUUUGAGGCUUGGUCCACGCCGGGGAACUUUUAAGAAAUUUAUGAACUAUCGAUCGCGCGGCUACCGAUUCAACUGUAUGACCAUGCGAUUCUCUCCCUGCUCGUAAGGUGUCUUUUCAACAGUCGGGGAAAACAUUAACACAACUUUGUUCAUCAUUAUUUCCAUUCUUUUAGGUUAGGGUAGCAAACCAUUUGGCUUUUUAUAGGGUUAGAAGAGCUGCUAUAUGUCCUCUCUCCCCGGAAUGAAGAAAAUAAUAUGGCCGCCUAAUACAUCCUUUUAGUUUUUAAAGUUCUCCUUUAUUAACAACAAAGGUUGAACAUUUAUUUCGGCAAACAAACAGUUAAGUUGUAAAGAUAUUUUACAAAAGUCUCAAGAGUAGGUCUCCUGCUUCGAUUUUAACUUGCAAAAUCGGUCAAUUUACGCAGCUUUUAAACUUCUGGCUCAGUUUUCGUUUGGGUCGAUCCUGCUUUGAAAAUGGGAUAAUAAUUACUCAGAGACAAUACAGUGUAAAGAAUUGUUGAGAAAAACAGCAAAAACUUGCCAAUUUAUGAAAAAAAAAAGGUACUUUAAAAACGAACUAUACGAAUUUACAACGCUUUGAUCACGUGACUGAUGACGUCAUGUCCCUCUUUUGGUCAUGAAAAAAAUUAUCGGGUAGAACAUUACUUUCCCGCAGAUUUUUCCUGCCGUGUGAUAAAAGGUUGACUCUCUACAGCCCUCGUCCUAGUCUCCCAACGUUUUCUCUCAUGUUCAUUAUCCCCAUAAAUGCCGGACGUCAACUGGUUAUUUUUAGAUGCCCCACGCAAUUAAAACCUCAUAUAUGCUAUUUGUUUUUAACACGUUAAUGAAAUCUUGUCACAGCAACAAAAAAAUGGCCUGCGUUGCAGCCGGCCCGCCCAUCGUCUAAACCAGUUGUAUUGACCGUAUACGUAUACGAAUUAGUAUACGAAUUAGUGCACAAAAGGUCGUUCUAAUAUCCUGCAAAGUCGCAAGAAUGUAUGUGAGCUUUUCUGAUAGGCGGGUUUUUUACGCGUCUCACGAUUGGCCCAAUUCUAACGUUUGUGUGACGGUUGGGUGCAGACUAGUGACGAUAAACAAUGAAAGAGCAGUUCGAACUUGGAAGCCUUCUUCUGAACAAAAAAUAUGAUUUAAAAGAAUUCCUCCGAGGCCAAAAUGUGUUUGUAAAUUUGCCGACUGGUUUUCCAGUUUCUUCCAAUCGCUGCAGAUGCAUUGCCGCGUAUUCUCCAAUCUAGCCGACAGUUCUAGCGUCAAAACAAAUCAGGAAAUCAUAAUCAGCCAAAAAAAUACACACGCUGCACGUCGCUAUUCAGGUCCAGGCAUUUCAAACUAACAUCCUACGUUCUUCGGUAUAUUCGUUUGCGGUCCUUUGUAGUCCCUUGUGGUUAAUGUUUGUAUUUCAAACUAACCAGUUUCAUGGACUCAAAGCGGCAAAAAUAAGAUUUGCUCAGGCAAAGUUUAGAAUACUCCAUGCACUACAUAAUCUAGCUAUAAGAGAGAAAGCAGAAAAACCUCUGUUGUUCAAGCUGACUCUAAGGUCACGUUUCACACUAUCACGAGUUCAUUCUCUCUUGUCACGAGCUAUGAGUCGUGUUUGGCGUGUCAACACUUAAUUCAAAUCGAACUAAUCACAAACUGCAUAAGAAUCUAGCCAAUCAAUAAACGCCGACAUAUGUCCUAGCGACUCUGCGGGAUUAGAACACGAUAUUGUGCAUUAAUUCGCAGACGCUCUAUACAAAAAAGGUUUAGAGUGUCUGCGACGCAGGCUACAAAAAAAAACUUUAUUCGGAAAUAGUCAAAACUGACUGAUGAUGUCAUUACCUUAGAUGUGACAUGGGCAGAUAUUUUAUGGCAAAUUUUAUCUUGUUGUGGUCUGACAGCCUUCUACGUAUAAAAAUUACCUCAGAGGAUUCUGGGAGAUUUUUUAUGAUAAUUAUAAUUUACUUUUAUUAUAAUUAUUAUAAUUAUACCUGGAUUUUUGAAAACCGGGUUAGCAAAAAUAUCAAGUCAUUCUACUACUUGGUAAUUUAAAACAACAAAACUCAUUCAAAGGCCGAUUAAAAGCCUUUAUAUCACGCCGGACAGUGCGUUAAUGGUCCCUAGAAGCAUUCCAACGAGUCCAAAUUUAGAAUGACGCAAAUUUUAGAACAUUUAUUCAGUAAACUGACUUCGCGAAGUUUCAAACCGGUGUCAUUUCAGUCUAGAAAUUUUUAAGUUGAGUGAGCUGCAGCGAAAGAGUGCCUGGUUAAGGCUUACAUGACAACUUAAAUAGUUAGCAAAACACCACUUUUUGGGCGGUCCGAUAAACAACAGGAUUCCGCAUGGAAUAGACUACAAACUGAAUGAAACAUAGUGUACAAAUUAUCACCUUCUUAUCUGCAAAAACCGGCCUAUGGUGCAAUGCCAUUAGAGCCCGCUGAAACUAGACCUAGGUCCAAUUUUUCUGAGUCGAGAGUUACUUUUCCAAGGUACAAUCAGCUAAGCUAAACACCGACGAAACAAUAUUAAUGGCUGGCACAGAAUAUUUUGGCGAAACCGCAGUUCAACCACGCGAUCACAUACCUGUCAACACCAUGCGGAAAUCACACAAUCACACACUUUCGCGGCACUGAUAAGACUAUCCACAACCACGCAUAAUCUUCUCACGUUUAACAUAAGCGAAAUAUCAUCGAAUAACUCGGAAAAACUCAGCCUAUUGCCAGAUAAACACCUCUGGACCUUUCCCUUACACUCGUCUUAUUCAAGUUCCCGGAUGUAGAGUCACACGGUCGGCGGAUCACCUUAGCCUUCUUUUCACACCAGAAAAAUACUAAGUCUUGGCCCGGGUCAAAGUUCAGCUGCAAUUUUCCUCUCAACUAAUUCAUUUGACUCCUAAGAGCCUGUUCCCGAGGCCAAAGACUUAGUGGUCACCUUAGAAAAGCGAACAAUAUCGUACCUUUCUGUCUCAGCCCGGAUCAGGGAGAUUAAUCCGUUUAGCCAAAUGAAACGAGAAUAUAAUACGAUAUUGGACGAUGCAGACUCUGCGAAUCGUAAUAACUUUGUCCCAUCUCAGAGCUUUACAUGAUGCUCUCCGGGAAACUUUUCUCAAGGUGACCAAUAUAUAAAACUAAACUGCUAAACAGCACCGAAACCAGCCUUAAGCACCCGCUGAUUUCAAACUGAUAACUGUCACUUGUGUUAAAGAAAGAAUUGUGGGUAGGGAAAAAAAAAUGGGGGGGGUUAGAUAGUAAUUCUGUCUACAUCCACUUCUACACAAAUCUCUAACCACAAGACAAGCCAAAAAAACAAACGACAUAAGCAAACAACACAGUAAACAAGCUAUUAGACAGCGGACGUUGAAAAAAAUUACAAAAUGUUUGCUAACCCGGUUUUCAUAACUCCAGGUAGAAUUAUUAUUAUACUUAUACUGUCCUUGAAGAUGUGAUAAUAGUGGAGCUCCGCGUGCGAAGCGCGCCUGCGGAGCACCAUGGGUAAAUAAAUCUACCCAUCCCAGAAAAUUUGGUAAUCACGUGACCGACCGACCGACCGACCGACCGUCCGUCCGUCCGCACCACAGGCAUACCAAUGUUUACUCUCACACUUUCUUGUUACGUUGGAAGCCCAGGAGAAAGCUGACUGCACAUCAAUGUUGUCAUCAAUUGACAGCUGUCAAAACAGGGUAUCCGCUGACCAGUGUCACCUGACCGUAUCGCGGGCUCAGUUGUAGACCCAUCAAGGUCGAGUGUUUUUUUGAAGUUAUCCGCUGACAAUUUACUCGUUUUCAAAUGAUCGCAGGCUCACGUUUACUUUUUUUAAAUUCAUAUCAAAUAUGUUGUGUUUAUGUCAGUAUCGUCCCGCACUAUUACGAUUUUUGAUUUCAAACUGACCUGAGACGCAAAAAUUCAGCCAGUUUUUUUAAAAUACGGGUGCGGAAGACCUUUUCUUACCAUGGUCACGUGUUGAUCACGCUCCACGUCCAAUUUUUAUGCUCUGAUUGGUUAAAAUUUGACAGGUGAGUUUAUGCGUAAAAUUUAUGCAGCAUCUUGAAAGUUGUUUACUUUGACAGCUGAAGCUGACAGAGUUUGAGUCAGCUUGUGACGUUUUUAACUGUCUUUUUCCACUGGAUGUACAAAAUGAAAUACAGCUGCUAUCAAGAGUGUUCUCUUAUUCAUGGCUGGUUUGUUUAUUGGGUUUUUGGUUGAGAGAUGCGUCGCUUGUCAAAGCCGCUAAUCCGAUUUCGGAUGGCAUCGUUUUUGUUUUUCAACUUGCUGGAUGCGUACGAAAAUUAUAAAGGCUCAAGCGAUCCUUGCCUUACUUGAUAGCUUUCAGGAGCUGCAUCUCGAAUUAUGGUAAGCCUGAGUAAUUAUUGUAAUUAAAUAUAAUUUCAUGAAGUCCAGCGGCGCAGUUUAUGAAGCUAGUUUAUGCACGUUUGUAUUAUGAUUUGACUGAGACACUGAUCUGACCUAGAGUGAGGUUUGAUAUAAGCUUAAGCUUAUAGAACUUUAAAAAUGCCUUUAGUCGAUAUUAAUUCACCGUAAAUAGAAAGAAAAGACUUUCCGAAGAAAAUUUAGUUACAAUUUUGGCUGUAGAAAGAAAGCUUUGAGCGAUUUUCUGGUCUUGAGUUCAUCUUUGAAAACAGCAAACACGGGAAACAGGCGGCUUAAAACGUAAACUUAAUCUUUAAUCUUACUAGUAAAGACUUGAGGAUUCUUAGAGACACUUAAAUACUCAUUUGUUUUCGUGAAUGAAAAUUGUUCUCUCUGUAAAUGUUCUACCGAAUUAUAUUUCUUUAUUGAUUGUUGGUAGUCUCAAAAGUGUAAUUUCCAUCGCUUUGCCGUUUGUUUUCAGACGUUCAAAAACAUCGCUUGCAGGAGUACUCAAAAUGCCGAGCGUAUCAAACGCUUUUUAAGAUUACACAUCGUUAUAAAACCAUUAAUAAAAAAUAGACUCAAUAAAUUCUUUAUCACGCUGAAGCGUAACUCUUUUAAAGUUUCUUCGCAAAUUUGGCGCUUGUCAAAAGUUAGAACCGGCUGGCCGAAUAGAUGAUUUUGGAAAUUUUUUGAACGGUUUCGCUAAUUAAAAGUCCACGUUUGCUUCGAUGGUCCUGAAUAUUGAUUGAAUUCAAUUUGUCUUGAAAAAUUAUGAAAUACUGCAUUUUGUACGAGGUCUGUAUGAUAAAAACAGCACCUCAUAGUGCUCUUUCUCCUCAGAUGUGGUGUAUAAAAAAAAUAUAUAAAAGAUUGGUUUGCACGCACCCAGAUUUAUUGGCAAAAAUUUGUAAACUUGUCGAACGCAAAAAAUUCGACCUGAUUUGUUUCCCAAGAAUUUGUUUUCCACGCCUUAUCUACUGUGAUCAAGAGCCAUUAUUGCUCUUAAAUGUGACCGAAGACUAUUUUUUGGGUGUACUUAUAAGGCUAUAUCAACUCGAUACAAGAUUUGUUUCACUCCAAAAUCACUGAGCUUUUCCCUCAAAAGUCACAUGAAUGUGCCCUUAAGUUAACUGAUUUGUGGAAUACAAAAUUAUUGUUUGAUUUAAGCUAUAAAUUUAUCAAUGGCAGCUUCGCUUUUAGCCGUGGCUAAAUCUAUAUAUAUAUUAGUCAAGAGAAUUUGCUAUAAUCCUCUGUCUAGCCAUAGCCUUUUGUGACGCUUUUCGUUCUCUUCUAACCAAGGGGCACCUUACUUUCAGUAACAAAAUGAAAUUAACUGUCCCCAGCCCAGUAGUUCCAGAACGGUCUAUUGAGCACACGCAAAAGUAACUAACACGUGAACCAAGACCGCUUGGCUGCUUGCACACAGCCAUAUAACCCCGGCAGUAUCAGCCAUGGACCAAGCUUUAUUGACCAAGCAUGAGGCAUGAGGGGUUAAGGAUUGGCCAAGUCCUUUUUUUUUGCGUUUUAAUAGAUCGAGACGAAGUCGAGAUCAAUAAAAACGCAAAACAAACAAGGUCAAUAUCCAUUUAUCUUGACCGAACAAACUUGCUCAAUAAAGGAUUUACAGUAUAAGGCCAAAAAGAUAGAUAGGGCUCUCCACCCCAGGGGGGCGUCAGCUUUACAAAUUUAAUUGUAACUACUUUCUAAUUUUUUCCACUUGGCAGGUUAGGCGAAAAUGAUGUAACAGAAGAAUGACAGCGAGAGAUUACUGGAACAGUUAGAUGCGUUAAGAAAUUAUAAAACAUUUAGCGAUGAACUCGAGCCUUCAAUUUCAGGAUAAAUUUCCUCCGACUUGUACCAUCUACAAGAAGAUCGGUGGCAAACCAGAAGAUUAUUCCGAUUUAGCCUACGCUAUUUUUACUGUGAUGAUAAUAAUCAAUGUCGCAACGUUUCCUUUUACCAUUGUGUUGAAUCUGUUGGUGAUGAUCGCUGUCAAAACCAGGGUGAGGCUACAAAGCAUGUCAAACAUCCUAUUGGCUUGCCUGGCAUCUACUGAUGUUAUGGUCGGUUUAGUUGUCCAGCCUCUCCGUGUUGCUCUUUUUAUAAUUCUCCUAAAAGACGAGACCACAAGCGGUGGUUGCUUAGUACAUGUCUUGGCAGCAGUUUUCUCGUUUAUCUUGUGCCUUGUUUCAGUUGAGCAUCUAUUACUAAUAACUAUAGAUCGAUACUUCGCCAUUAUGCGUCCCUAUAGUUACGAUCGAACUGUCACCAGAGCUCGCGUGAUAAGUGGUUCUUGUCUUUCAUGGAUUUUAACUGCGGCUAAACAAAUUUUAUGGUUUCUUAACCGAGACCUCUUUACAAUUGUCAAUAGCGUUAUCUUACUUUUACUUCUGGUGGGCAUUGUUGUCUGUAAUGUGAUACUGUACUUUGAGGUUCGACGACAUGAAAAGCAAAUAGCAGACCAGCAAGUUUCACUGGAGGCAAGAGAAAACUUUUUAAAGCAAAGGCGAGCUUUUAAACUGACAAUGAGUGUUGUUGCACUGUUAUUUAUAAGUUAUUUGCCCAUUUUUAUUUUCAGAGCAGUUAGAGAGCCCAUAAAAAACAACAUUUCUUUGGGUACAUUUUGUGCUCUUUCUCUUAUCCCUGGUUCCUUGGCAGCUUUAAACUCUCUUAUGAAUCCCUUCAUUUAUUGUAUUAGAUCAAGGCAGUUUCGUGUAGCAUUUAUUGAACUGAUGAUAGGUAAAAGCUACAGCGAAGCUAAAGAAUUCGAAAAGAAAUUUUUU
Molecule: messenger RNA, 15392 nt
Organism: Porites lobata
Lineage: Eukaryota; Metazoa; Cnidaria; Anthozoa; Scleractinia; Poritidae
Source: the annotation of a GenBank genome assembly